AUGAACGACAGGCUCAUCUCUAACUUCGAAACAAAUCGAAUCUCUAAGGAAGAGUUUGCAUCAAGGAGUUGUCUUGUCUUUGGUGAAGCCAGACGGUACCAUCUCUCAAGUACCGCAUCAGGAGGCGACAGCUGCAGACAGGCUACUGCACUACUUGCCCGAUUGCAAUCCGACCCAACAAAAUCGUCCGUUGUCCUAUUUGCCUCAUAUGAAUCCGGCCUUCUUCGAAUCAGACAAUCACAUAGGGGAGCCACACCUCAGAACAUUGAUCCUGAAUCACUAACAGAUGAAUCGGACAGUGCUGAAUCCUUUGCGAACAAAGUAAGAGACGCUCUAUCCAUCACAGGUUCUGGAAUGAUUUUGCUUGCACUUGCCUGGACGGGUGAAAGUUCCCAGAGAUUGUUCCAAAUGUAUCCCGAGUUCAAGUCUGGUGAUAGCACCUACAAAACAAACUCCGAAAAGAGGGAAUUGCACAUGAUGUUCCAACAACAGACCGGUGUUGGCAAACCAUUCUCAAAUGCUGUAGUUCAGCUUUGUAAUUGGCACAAGCUGAACAGAAAUCUUACCAAAUCAUCCAAAUUCAAAUCCAUCAUUGCACAAUUGACAGAGACUGACGAUGUGAUUGAGUGGGAGAUGAUCGUGUCUUGGCUAUGGAAAUUUGCCCGAUAUCAGACAAGAGAAGAAGCGGAUUUGUCUCAGCAGAUGCUCAUGCAUUACCUUGACGAAGACGAGGAUCUCCACAGAGGAAGAUUGGGGGGAGAACUGAUAGAAAAGCUGAAGGUUUUCCUGGUAGAGUCUUUCUUCCUAAAAAAGGACUUAUUUUUCAGUUACCACCUACAAACUAAAGCACAUUUUGGGCAAAUCACAAGUACGAUAAGUGAAGUCGAGAAUGCUGCAAUGAAAGGGGAUUCAAUGGGUCCGAAGCCUUACCAUGACAUCGACUUGUCACAGCAAAGUAUCGAGAAACGUGAAGCAAGAAGAAACCGUGAAAAGGAAAUGGCGGCUGCCCAUGAAGAAAACGAAAAUAUGUGA
Messenger RNA from Seminavis robusta, 1032 nucleotides. Lineage: Eukaryota; Bacillariophyta; Bacillariophyceae; Naviculales; Naviculaceae. The record is from the annotation of a GenBank genome assembly.